AUGGCUACUGGUGGUGAUGCUGAGAGCUUGGUGCCCGAAGCCUUAAGAAUGCUAUCGUUGACGGACUUGAUUGCCCUUAUCAAGGCGACAACCAGCGACAAAAACGAGGGCAUCUCGAGCAGCGAGUUGUUGGCGACGAUACCGAUAUUCGACGGGUCGUCCGAGCAAUGCAUUGAGGCGUGGUUCGAACGGGUUGAAGCGGUCCGGGAUGCAUACGAGGUGCCUAAGAAAAAGAUGGCGGUGCUGAUAAUAUCGAAGCUGUCGGGGCGGGCGAGACAAUUGUACGACAGUAAGGCAGAGUAUGCAACAUAUUCAUACGAUGAGCUCAAGAGGGCGCUAAUAGCGUUUUUCAAAAAUGGAGAAGACAGGAUGACUAGAAUGAAACGCUUUGAGUCUCGGAGGUGGCGAAAGCAGGAACCGUUUAGCGCAUAUUUUCAGGAGAAGAUGGCGCUAGGAAAUAGGUUGGGCUUUAUAGAGUCCGAUUUGCUGGCUUAUAUGAUAGACGGCUUCGACAACCCGCCACUCCAGGCUCAAGCCAAAAUGAAUCAAUUUAAGGAUUUGGCAACCCUGCUAGGUGUAAUGAAUGAACUGACAGCGGAGGAACGCGGAUUCAAUAUGAUGCCGCCUAAGAGGGUACAGCCAACAGUGUUUCCUAGAGUGGAACCACAAGGCAUGUAUCCUCCGAUGAGGUGUUUUAAUUGUGGCGGAGUGGGACAUAUGGCGUCCAGGUGCAUCAAACCGAAGAAUGAUGGAGCGGCGUGCUACAAAUGUGGCUCAAAGGAGCACCAGCAGAGGUUUUGUAAAAUUGUCCGGAAUACGGCGCAGGUGGCGCCGGACAGCACCACGCUAUUAGUAAACCCCAUACCGGCCUACAAGGUGAAAACGAAGGUGUUUGACGUUGAGUUCGAUAGUGUGAUCGAUUCGGGCUCAGCGAUAUCAAUUAUCAAGCGGUCGUGUGUGCCUAAUGGAGUACCAGUGGAGGCAUGGAGCGCAGCAGCCGGGUUCGAGGGCAUUAACCAUGCGAGGUUAGAUGUUGAAGGCAUUGCGAAACUACGGCUGACGUUUCCGGAGCAUGGGGCAGAAGUGCCACUAACCUUGCAUGUGGUACCAGAAAACACUAUGAAUGCGGCAUGUUUAUUGGGGCGAGACAUGAUUCAGCACGAAGAUUUGGAGGUAAAUAUUGGAAGGGGAGUGUAUAUAGUCAAUAAAAAUCCAGAGGUUAAUGAAAUAUUGGCGAUUGAUGAGAUAAUUACAGACAGAGUGAGUUUAAAUAUAUCGGAGGAAAACGACUAUGGGGUGGUAGCGACAGUAGAAGGCCUGGUAAGAAAGGAAUAUUUGGAGAGUGAGAAACCGGACGAACCAGAGACUGCAUUCGAAAUGUCAAUUGUACUAAAGCCGAAUGCCUCACCAUUUUAUGUAGUGCCCAGGAGAAUAUCGUUCUAUGAAAGAGGUCAGUUGGGUGCCAUAAUACAAGAUUUGUUGGAUAGGGGAAUUAUAAGGGAAAGUAAUUCGGAAUUUUGUUCACCGAUAGUGAUAGUACGGAAAAAGGAUGGUAAAAUAAGAUUGUGUGUUGACUAUAGGGAACUUAACAAACGGGUGGUGCGCGAUCCUUACCCUAGUCCCAGAAUAGAUGAUUGCUUGGACUCGCUUAAGUCUAAGAGGUAUUUUACGAAGCUAGAUCUGAAAGACGCUUUCUUUCAUGUGGUGGUGGCUGAGACUAGUAGAAAAUACACAAGCUUUGUGUGUGCACAGGGACAAUAUGAAUACAACCGUAUGCCAUUUGGAUAUUGUAAUAGCCCGAAUGUAUUUAUAAGAUAUGUAAGUGACAUUUUUCGUCGUUUUAUAGUGAACUGUGAAGUGAUAGUGUAUAUGGACGAUUUAUUAAUCGCCACAGAAACAAUUGAGGAAAAUAUUGAAGUGUUGCGUAGGGUGUUAAAAGUGAUUAGUAGAAAUAAACUAGAAUUAAAAUUAAGUAAGUGCAGUUUUGUGUUCAAGAGCAUUGAUUAUUUAGGUUACCAUAUAGAUGUGAAUGGCAUAAGGCCGAGUGAUGCAAACAUUGAGGCGAUUGUAGAUAUACCCAUUCCAAAGACAUUCAGACAGUUGAGGAGCUUUAUAGGCCUAGCCAGUUAUUUCCGUAAGUUUAUUAAGGACUUUAGUGUUAAGUGUAAGCCAUUGUAUGAUUUGUGUAAGAAUGGUGAAAGCUUUGUGAUUGACGGUGAUGUAGUGGAAACCAUAAACAAUAUUAAGAAUGAAUUAGUGAAUAAACCAGUGUUAGCGAUUUACUCACCUAGUGCGAUAACAGAACUACAUACAGACGGUAGUGCGAAGGGUUAUGGAGCAGUACUUUGCAAAAGCAGGCUAAUGGGAAAUGGCACCCAGUCUGCUACUAUACUGGUGACGGAUUGUAACAGCCUGAAGCUGGCUCUACAGAAGAAGGAAAUAAAUCCAAAAUUAUUGAGGUGGUCGCUAGUAUUGUCGAAUUGUGACUAUGAGCUAGAGCAUCGCGCAGCGGCAAGGAUGCAGCACGUCGAUGCACUUAGCAGGUGCCAUGAACUACUAGUAAUCGAGGAGAACAGCUUUGACCGAGUUCUGGCCAUAAGACAAGGCCAGGAUCCGUUGAUUAGGCGAAUUCGAGAUGGUUUGGAGAGAGAACAGCAUCAGCUGUAUGAACUAAGGGACGGAUUAGUGUACAGAAAGUUCAAGGAGAGGCUUUUAUUUUUGGUACCGUCAUUAAUGGUAGAAGAGGUGUCUAGAUUAAUGCAUGAACAGCUAGGGCAUGCGGGCGUAGAGAGGACGGCGAUGACAUUGAGGAAACAAUAUUGGUUCAGCAAUAUGAACCAGAUAGUAAAUGAGGUUAUACAUAAAUGCUUGAAGUGUAUCGCCUUUUCAAGCUGGAAGGUCGCGGACAGAGGGAGUUGCUACACGUCUGAUUUCUUUAGGACAUUUUUAGAGGAGCGAAACGUAAAAAUAGUGCAUAUAGCUGCAGGAGCCCCUUGGGCGAAUGGACAGGUGGAAAGAGCAAACCGAACAAUCGUUCCAAUGUUGGCGAAAUACACAGAACAUUUAAGCGGUUGGGACGCAGUUCUGUAUAAGGUAGAAUACGCCUUGAAUAAUGCGGUGUGUAAGAGCACGGGUGAGACCCCCAGUAUUCUAUUAUUCGGAGUGACACAACGGGGAGAAGUUAAGGAUGAAGUGAGAGAUUAUCUGCUGCAGAAUGAGUCGUAUGACAAGGACGAAAUUAGAAAGCAGGCAGCCCAAACGAUAGAAAGGGGGCAAGAUUAUAAUAAAAGAUACCAUGAUAAGCGCAGUAAGGAGGCGGAGAAGUAUAAGAUUGGAGAUAUGGUAAUGAUCACCAAUGUGGACACUACUAUUGGUGUGAACAAGAAAUUGUUACCAAAGUAUAAGGGACCAUAUUUAGUUAAGAAGGUGCUGGACCAUGACCGGUAUGCCAUAGGCGAUGUGGAGGGAUUCCAAGUAACGCAGAUGCCAAUGGAAACCAUAAUUGAUCCAAGCAGAAUGCGAUUAUGGUUUAGGCCAGAAGAGGACUAUGGCCUCGAAGGGAGUGAGGGUUCUGAACUGGAAGAAGAACAGACUGAUGUGAGUAGUGAGGGUGUUGUUAGUGACAACGAAUGA
Messenger RNA from Ctenocephalides felis (cat flea), 3633 nucleotides. RefSeq lists its product as uncharacterized. The coding region runs from base 1 to 3633 and encodes 1210 amino acids. Gene Ontology annotation, molecular function: nucleic acid binding; zinc ion binding; aspartic-type endopeptidase activity. The transcript has 3 exons. Gene Ontology annotation, biological process: proteolysis; DNA integration. NCBI's taxonomy places the organism in Eukaryota, Metazoa, Arthropoda, Insecta, Siphonaptera, Pulicidae. The record is from RefSeq and is a predicted model, not a curated record.